Messenger RNA from Anopheles stephensi (Asian malaria mosquito), 1054 nucleotides. RefSeq names its product translation initiation factor IF-3 (gene mIF3). The record is from RefSeq and is a predicted model, not a curated record. Bases 75 to 848 code for a protein of 257 amino acids. The transcript has 2 exons. Gene Ontology annotation, molecular function: translation initiation factor activity; ribosome binding. Gene Ontology annotation, cellular component: mitochondrion. Gene Ontology annotation, biological process: ribosome disassembly; mitochondrial translational initiation. Lineage: Eukaryota; Metazoa; Arthropoda; Insecta; Diptera; Culicidae.
AACAAUAUCAGCUGUUUUUGUGACAAUUUCCAAAACUACUCUUUCGUGUACGACGCAAAACAAAACAAAUAAAAAUGAAUUUUAUCUCUCGAAUAGUGGGCUCAUCGUUUCGGCAACUGGUUUUAAAACACCCACCUGUAAGUUGGCAACGAGUGGCAGUGGUUCCAACCCAGAAUGUGCUAUUUUACUCCACGAAAACCGCGAAACCCCAAGAACCCGGCACGGGCAGUGCUGGGAAUAGCAACAAGAAGGCAAAAACAGCACCAAAGAUAACCCUUAUUUCGUCAGACGAAUCGAUAUCGAUAGUGAAUCUGGACGAAGCAGUAAAAAUAUCCAACCGGCGUAAUUUGAAGUUGGUAAAGAUUACCGACUUGGACACAAAAACGCAACGUCCGGUUUACAGAUUAAUGACCGGUGCGGAGUACUUAAACGAAGACCUAAAGCGCCGCGAAGAGAAGAAAAAGACCAAACAGGAUGCUUCCGUCAAGGGCGACAAGCUGCUCACGAUUAGUGCCCGUAUCGCGGAGCACGAUCUCGCCUCAAAGAUACAGAACGUUCUGAAAUGGUUAAACAAAUCGUACGAAGUGCGUGUCGUGGUUACGGGCGAUGGUGCAGGCAACAAGGCAAAGCAGGAGGACAUUGCGCAGCGCUUCGAGGCGAGUGUAAAGGACACCGGCAAGGUAGUACAGAAACGCCUCAGAGAUAAUGAUUUACGGUUCAACAUCACUCCGACUGGUGGUGCUGUGGCUGGCAAGAAAGGACUGCUGGAUGCAAAGGAUGCAGCGAACGGGUUGAACGAAAGUCAAGCUGCCCGAGGCCUUCACACCCGGAGCUGCCUAAUGGCGUGACAAUCACAGCGAGGGGACAGAGAGACGCAAACGGCCACGAAACGGUACAAGGUGACGGGAUGUGUUGCCAUCGUGCUGUUCGCAAAGUACGCUUUCUGGGCCUAUCUACUCAGGGGCGACAGAUGACCCGCCGUUGGGUGGGCUUUUGUUGUACAAUAAGGUAAGAAAUAAAGUUAGCUCAAAUAUAGACUAAACACUCGCGAGGU